CCGGCCGCGCUCCGGCGGUCACGGCGCUGGGGAACGGCCGCCGCCGCGGCGGCAGCGCGCCCGGAGCGGAGCGGGGCUCGGCCGGCGGCGGGGAUGCGCGGGAGCGGCGGGCAGCCCUGCCCUGCCCUGAGCCAGCACCGCAGUAUCAAGCAGGAAACAACAUCAUUAAAAACAAACAAAAAAAAGCACCUGUAACCAGUAUUUCAACUGGUAUCUUCUUGACUCCAGUUUACUCCCACUGAAAGAGCCAGGUGAAAUUAUACUCCUCUGAAUGUAGCAGCCCGUGCUUUGCUGCUGUGGUGCACAUAGCUCUUCCCAAAUCAGUGGGAUCAUUCCUGUGUUUACAGCUAAAUUGUGCUUAAAAGCUUCAAUGCAUCGAGAUGGUUAAAAUGUGUUAAGGCACAGAGGUCUCAGGCCCUCUGAGGACCCGGUGCAGUGUGACCGGAGGGACUCUCGCAGAGUGCCGGCAUUCCUAAAAACCCAGCAGCUGGGAAAUGACGAGGGUGAGGAGCACACUGCAGAACUGGACAUUCAGUGUCUGUGCAGGACUUUGAAUGCAGAAGGCACCACAAUGAUCCCCAGCUCUUACACUGUGCUUUUGACUUACAGCCAUGUAAGAACCUAAACAAGGAGACAUAAAUUAUUGACAAGAGAAUGGCUCACCGAAGCCCAAUCUUCCCAACUCUUGCCCCUUCUGAAAGGCGGGUCCGGAACAUCCCGCUGCACAGCCAGGCGCUGACAGCGGUGCCGCUGGCGUCCGCCAGCCUGGUGGAUCAGCUGGAGGACAGAAUCCUGAGCCAUGAGAAAACAACGGCGGCUCUUGUGGAACACGCGUUUCGCAUUAAGGAGGACAUUGUUUCCACGCUGCACAGAAUGCAGAACAAAGGGGGGGGUGACCGGUUGGCAAGGCAACUCCUGGAGGAGCACAUCCGAAACAUUACGGCCAUAGUGAGGCAGCUGAACCGGGACAUCGAGAUGCUGCAGGAACAGAUACGUGUCAGAGACAAUCUCAGCUAUGGAACAAAUUCUACCCUGAAGAGUCUUGAAAUGCGGCAGCUUUCUGGCCUGGGAGAUCUUCGGGGAAGAGUUGCAAGGUGUGAUGCUGGGUUAGCCAGGCUGUCUGCAGAGCACAAAAUUACAUAUGAAAGACUUCAGAGUCUAAGUAAAGACCAACACACCUCCAAGCUGAUCUUAGAAUCUAAAAUCAAAGAGGCAGAAAUACAGAUUUCUCAUCUGCUGAGCAGAGUAGAGCAAUCGAUAAUGCAACAAGAAGCAAAGCUGAAGAUUGCCUACAAAGAGAGCAACCAACAGCUGCAAGUCCUGGACACAAAAUUAAAAGAUGCUGUUGAAGAGCUCAGCAAUCAGAUUUUGUCUGCACGGAGCUGGCUGGAACAGGAACAUGGAAGAACUGAAAAAGAGCUCGUGCAAAAAAUUGACCAACUCUCACUAACUUUUAAGGAAAGCACUGAAAUGAGUGAGAGAGGUAUUGAGAUGAAAUUCAACCAAAUGGCAGAAAAAAUUGAGAGAAUAGAAGAAAUGCAGAGGAUAACCAUGGAAGCACAUGAAACAAAACAGACUGAAGAAAAGAUAAAUAUUCGCAUUGUCAAACUUCAGAAUGAGAUAAACGAAGAUAUAAAAGAAAUGAAAGCUGAAGUUAACGCUGGGUUUGCAGCUAUCUAUGAGAGCAUUGGGUCUCUACGGCAAGUUCUAGAAGCAAAAAUGAAGCUGGACAGAGAUGAACUGCAGAAGCAGAUCCACCAAAUGAAGCAGGAGGUUCCAAGAUGGGGAGAGGCUGGACCAUGACUGCACGAUUUUGUCUGAGAGAUCAGUGUUUACCUGGCUAACUAGGCAGACCCUAGUGUUGUUCCAGUCUGUGAUGCCAAUUACCUGCAUGUACCAAAUGACAUGCUGCUGCUGCUGCUGCUGCUGCUGCUGCUGCUGCUGCUGCUGCUGCUGCUGCUGCUGCUGCUGCUGCUGCUGCUGCUGCUGCUGCUGCUGCACAGGUGCUUGCUCACAGCAGUCAAUGCAAGCUGUUCAUGGAUAACUGGCAAUGAGCCCUUGGAGCUGAGGUGCUGCUUUGCCACUGCACUACUCCAGCUGCUGUCAGGAAAUGGAGCACUGUGUAAAACUGGAGUAAUACACUGGUGAAGCUGGCACCUAGCUUGCUAAAGGCAUUCCAGUUCUGCAGGCUUGAUCAGGCAGCUCUGUGCUUUUAUAUGUACCUGCACCCCUCCACCUCUAAAAAAAAAGGCAAGUUGCUAUCAUUUGCUUCAUAUGAAUUUGGCAAGGUUCUCCACCUUGAAACAAAUUACUUAGUUGAAAUCAAUGGAUAUUUUUACAGUUACUUUCUCUACUUUGGACUUCCUGGGAAGACAGAAUUGGCACUAAACAGACCAUUCUUCAAAAUCUAGACACCCUCAGGAAAGCUUUGUUUAGGUUUGCAAAUACCCUGUGUGUGAAAACUAGAUAGUGUUACAUAAUGUGGUUAUAGACUAAGAUGAUUCAUAAACAACACAAGAAACUUAAUUUACAUGAUCUUAAGUAUUGUAACCUUCUAAAAUUAAUAACCAAGGGGAGCUGACACAAGGUAAAAGAUGUAUAUAGAGUAUUUUUUUACUGGGCGUGUGUUCCUGUGACUUGCUUCAUUAUAUUAAUAAAAACUUAGAAAGGUUUGAAAACAAAAGAGGUGAUAAUCUAACCUAGUCUGGAGACCGUAAAAUAAAAUGCAGUUUAUCAUCUCAGAAAUUUUCACUGAAGUAAAAUAGUUGAUUCAUCAUAUUUAAGUAGACUUAAAUAAUUUAGCAGACUCAAAUUGCUAAUUGCAUUCACAUUAUUUCCAGAUAAUAAUUUCCAUUCCCAGAAGAGAUUAAAUAAUGAAAGUCAGCACCCAUGUGGCACAUUAUCUAGAUGGGAAAAUAAAAUGUUAUUUUUACUUCUUCAUUCAUAGCAUGGUAUAUUGUUCCUCAUGUUUGUAAGCCACGCAGGAUUAAACCCUCAUGAAAAAGACAUUAUCCAGCAUCCCAUUAAUUUAUACUAUUAAUAGUAAUUAAUAUACUAUUCUGUGAAUUAAUAUUAAUUCAUAGAAUUUACAAUACUGUUAACCUAAAUAAAUUAAUAGGAUGUCUCUACACUGCCAUUAAUGAACCUUUCAUUCAGCUAGUAUUGGAAAUAUACAUUUUUAGUUGGAAAAUCAGUGGCAAAUAUCUUCCAUAAAAGACAUUUUGGUCCAUAGAGUCACACAAUCAAGCCCACAAGAGGAACAAGGUAGUGAGGCAGUGUGUGUGGGUGGCACUUGAGCAACAGAAUGAGACUUGGGAAAGUGUAAUACUAGAUGUGCACAAAACACUAUUUAAAUCACAAAGUUCACUGACACAACCAUAAAUUCACUGAAGGAAGGACUGGGAAGAGCCUUAGGAAGUCAUCUGCUCCACCUCUCCACUUUGAAAUAGAUCCAACUCUACCUAAAAUGUUUGCCAUAGAUAGUUCUGUAACUUGCUUAUAACAAUCUUUAAAGAAUAAGCCAUUGAUUAAUGCAGUCUAUUCCACUGCUUAAAGAAGAUUGCCCUGCCACCCAAACACCUAAACUAGGACAAGACAUAAUAGCCUUAAAUUUCAAGCACAGAGGACACAAAACUUAACUCAUUACAUUUUUUCCAGCAUUUUCAUUAGUUUUUAAAGACAAUAUGUGUUUAAUAGAUGAUUCAAAUGAAGCUUCACAGGGAUAUUUGCCCAAUAUUUCUAAAGCUUUUUCUCCUUCCUACAUCCACAUAAAACCCACCAAAACCCAGCAACACCCAACCCAAAGAAACCACCCCCACAAAACCCACAAAACAACCAAAACCAGCCCACUUGCUCUCAUGAAGUUUUAAAAUGUUUCUUUUGUCAGCUGUUUCACAUGCAUGAGGCUUAAACCACUUGCAGUGUACAGACCAUACUAUUCAGCACAUGUAGCCAUGUGCUGGGUAGCACAUAGUGAGUGCCAUGAGUAAAACUCACUGGAGAAUGUUUAACUGGGGUACAUGGCUUUUACAUUAGCAUGUGAUAACACAGUAGAACCAUGGUAAUGUGCAGUGAGGGACUUGGCUGGAAUCAGAAUUAUGUCAGUAAUUACACAGCAAUUGUGCUGUUUAUACUCAUUAAACAAACCAAAAGAAUGGUGCAAGUAAGAAGUUCACAGGAUGACCCUAACUUCCACAUGCAGUUGUUUAUGUAGUAAGUUUUGUGUUGUGGAUACCUUUAUAUUGUGGAUAUCUUUGUCACUGCAACCUGAUACAGUUCAAUAGACAGUUGCCAUGUCAGAGGAAAGCAGUAUGAAUGAGAAUGAAGAGCAUUGUAUUUCUGUAAAAUCAAUUUAAACUGAAAUACAAAAUUUUCCUCUUUUCUCAAUUUCUGUUUUGUGUCCCACCUCCACUAGCAUCUGGCCAUUUGGGGCAAAGUGUUGUCUGUAUCUAAGAAUUAAAGUGCUCAUUAGACAUGUCUUCCACUAAUGGAAACGUCUAAUAAGAGACGGAUGACAAUCUGAUGACGCCCUCCUGUGUGUAGGGGAGGAAUUCCUCCUGUGACACUCCCCGCGGUGCAGGAAAUUCGGAGGCACAUUUGAAAUAAAGGGAGGAAAUGGGGCGGACGGCUUCUAUUCCAUUUGCCACAGGGUGUCACUGUUACUCCUGGCAAGCGAAGGACGGCUCUCAAUGUGUCUGUGUGAUCCAUAGAGGCUGCAACCCCACUGGGACCGGGCUGGAAGCUUUUACCAUGUA
Prinia subflava (tawny-flanked prinia) is the source of this 4754-nucleotide messenger RNA. It is a transcript of the gene FAM81A, whose product is annotated as family with sequence similarity 81 member A. The record is from RefSeq and is a predicted model, not a curated record. Bases 655 to 1803 code for a protein of 382 amino acids. The transcript is spliced from 11 exons. NCBI's taxonomy places the organism in Eukaryota, Metazoa, Chordata, Aves, Passeriformes, Cisticolidae.